CGGCUCAUUGCUCAGCAUACCAAAAAGGUCCGAACUGCAAACGGGCAAAAAUACCGGGCCAAAGCCCAAAUGUCACUCACCUAUUUCCCGCCAUUUUCACUACAAUCUCCCUGUAUAUAAGCGGUCCACGACUCCAUGAACACACUCGUGAGCUCCAUUUUUCCCACUAACGCACGAGCACCCUCAAAGGAGAAGAGGAAAGCAAUUAUGCCUGAGAUUGAUUACUCCAAGUGAUUUUUUUCAUCGAAUUUGUAGCGGUUGCAGUGUGCUAGGGUUCCCCGAGAUCCUGAUUUGCGACAAUGAAAAUGAAGAUCAACAAAGCCGUAGAUCUCAGCUCCAUCUCCGUUCUUCCUCCUCAAUCGAGGAGGUCGAGUGUGGUUACUAGUGGAUUAGAGUCCUCUUCAACCUAUGGGAGAAGCCAAACAGCAUCACAGCUUCGGCCACGGCAUUCACAGCUGACACUUUCACAGGGAGUUUCAUCUCAGCAUGGUCUCUGCUCUCAGUUGUCACAGAAUUCGCAGGAUGAGAUCCUCACUGGCGAGAAAUUGGGAUACCAAGAAAGAGAGAAUUCAGUUAGGAGGUCAUAUUGCCAGCCCCCAAUCAGUCAAACUAGAGAGGACAGUCAGAUGAUAUCUAAAACUUCCAACAAUAUGAUGCGCAGGUGGUCUGAUCAAGAAUACAAAAGUCAGAGUAACGAAGAACUUGAACACAGAAUUGGAGUGAUGGAAACUUCAUUAAGCAGGCUUGGAAUGAUUUUGGACACUGUUCAGAGUGAUGUAAUCCAAGUAAACAGGUGUACGAAGGAGGUAUCAAUGGAAAUGAAAGCAGUGGAGCAGAAAUUGAACAUUCAAGAUGACACACUGCAAUCAGUGAGCAAAGGACAAGAAGACAUCAAAAUGUGCCUGGAUGUGGGCCUGAAAUCCAUGACCGAUCAACUCAAGCAGAAAGUCAACCAAGAGAGUUUGGAGCCUAUAGUCUCAAAUAUCUCAGCUCUAUCAGAGAAAUUCGAGACUCGCCUGGUGAAAUUGCAAAAUGACCUCCACAUGGAUUUCUGCAAAGAAAUACAGGCAUGUGCAAUGUCGUGCAGCAUGAUGAUUUCCAAACAAAAACAAGCAACUGAUUCCACUAAUGCGCCUAUGGCUGUCAGCCAUCAUGUUUCUCACCAGGAAGUUCAGUAUCCAAACAAUGCAAAAACUCACCUGAAAGAACAGCAAAGAGGCCAAGAGUCGAAGGUUGAAACUGGAGUCUGGACAUCAGUCAAACAAGAAAGAGCAACCAGGGCCAUUGGAAAUCUUAGGAGGAACAACCAGAUAAAAGAAUCUCUAAAUCGAAAGGAAAGCAGAGUUGUCCUCGACUCUGAUGAGGAAACUGAUGAAGGUUUUUCCUGCUUGCUUAUUGGAAAGGGAGAUGGUAAAAACUAGGCAACCAUUCCCCACACUGAUUUUAUGUUUUUUCAGGAAUGGGAUCAAAUGAAAUAAAAGAUCAAAAAAUGCAUCUACAAUAAUUUGAUACUUUGGUCAUUGACAGAAAUAUGCAUCCAUCCAUCAAAGGGAUUCCUGAAUUUAAAUGCUAUUCCUUCUCCAGGUGUGUUUUAUAUUUCUCAAUUUAAUAUACCAGUUAUGUCUUUUUAAUACAACCAUUAUCACCCCAUUCAUUUUUCUGGUAUAUUGAGAGAUUGGACCAACAUUCUGCAAAAACACAGUUUGUCUGUAUGGUGCUCUGGUUAUAUUAACACAAAAUGCUCAUGCCAGUACAUCUUACAUCAGAUAGUAUUUGUUG
This is a messenger RNA of Striga asiatica, 1779 nucleotides long. The record is from the annotation of a GenBank genome assembly. Lineage: Eukaryota; Viridiplantae; Streptophyta; Magnoliopsida; Lamiales; Orobanchaceae.